Molecule: messenger RNA, 675 nt
Organism: Vicia villosa (hairy vetch)
Lineage: Eukaryota; Viridiplantae; Streptophyta; Magnoliopsida; Fabales; Fabaceae
Exons: 3
Coding region: 127-393 (88 amino acids)
Source: RefSeq, a predicted model, not a curated record
CCACCAUUUCAUUUUCUUUUCUUCUUCUGGUUUUCUCUUUUUAGUUCAUCUUUUCUUGUCCUUUCUCUCAUUUUUUUCUCUAUAUAUCUUCCUCUCUUUCUUUUUUUCUUCAUAUAGUCAAAGACCAUGGAAGACUCUCCUGCUGCUUAUAUCCACUUGGUGCACCGUUUGAUAGAAGAGUGUAUGUUAUUCAACAUGAGCCAAGAAGAAUGCAUGGAAGCUCUUUCCAAGCAUGCAAAUAUCAAACCAGUUAUCACCUCCACCGUUUGGAAAGAGUUAGAGAAAGAGAAUAAGGAGUUCUUUGAGGCAUAUUUGAAGAACAGAGUAGAGAGAGCUUCAGAGACAGAGACGAGGCAAAGGAUACAAAACAUGGUUUUGGAUUCUUCUAAAUAACAAGUUUAGAUGAUUUCAUACGCAAAUUAAUAAGGUUAGUUUAGGCGUUUUCAAUUAAUUGAAGUUUGAAGAAGCUAGUUGUCUAUGUAUGAUAAUAACAUAACAUGAUUAACAUCACAAUCAUGUAAUAGUAAAAACCGUGACAGGGACAAAAAUGGCUUCAUUUGAUUUGUCUCAAGGUAUACAAAGUUGAAGUCAGUACUCUACAGUGAUGGUUAUGUGUGACAUGGCAUACAUGUGUUAUUGUACUUGAUAAAAAUUUGAAACAUGUGUGUUAGACUA